This is a messenger RNA of Xiphias gladius (swordfish), 2895 nucleotides long. Its product is annotated as gamma-aminobutyric acid receptor subunit rho-1-like. Lineage: Eukaryota; Metazoa; Chordata; Actinopteri; Istiophoriformes; Xiphiidae. The coding region runs from base 43 to 1350 and encodes 435 amino acids. Gene Ontology annotation, molecular function: GABA-A receptor activity; extracellular ligand-gated monoatomic ion channel activity; neurotransmitter receptor activity. Gene Ontology annotation, biological process: chemical synaptic transmission; signal transduction; monoatomic ion transmembrane transport. Gene Ontology annotation, cellular component: neuron projection; GABA-A receptor complex; synapse. The record is from RefSeq and is a predicted model, not a curated record. The transcript has 9 exons.
UUUAUUUAUUACUUAAUUAAAAGGUCAAGAAGAGAGACCAGAAUGGAUGGGGGUGGAGGACACAAAUCUGGAAGCCCGAUUUACAAACGAAGUCCGGACAUGACAAAAUCACCGAUGACAAAAUCCGAGCAGCUCCUGAGAAUAGACGACCACGAUUUCACCAUGAGACCAGCAUUUGGAGGUCCUCCAAUACCUGUUGGAGUAGAUGUUCAGGUUGAAAGUCUGGAUACCAUCUCUGAAGUGGAUAUGGACUUUACUAUGACACUGUACCUGCGUCACUACUGGAAGGAUGAGCGGCUGGCAUUCCCGAGCACAAACAACCAGAGCAUGACCUUUGACAGUCGCCUUGUGAAGAAGAUUUGGGUUCCUGACAUGUUCUUUGUCCACUCCAAGCGGUCUUUCAUCCACGACACCACCACCGAUAACGUCAUGCUGAGGGUUUAUCCAGAUGGCAACGUCCUCUACAGCCUCAGAGUCACUGUCACCGCCAUGUGCAACAUGGACCUCAGCCGCUUCCCUCUGGACACCCAAACCUGCUCGCUGGAGAUUGAGAGCUAUGCAUACACAGAUGACGACCUGAUGCUGUACUGGAAGAAAGGCAACGAAUCCUUGAACACUGACGACAGAAUAUCUCUGUCCCAGUUCCUCAUCCAGAAAUUUCACACCACCACCAAGCUGGCUUUCUACAGCAGCACAGGCUGGUACAAUCGUUUGUACAUCCACUUCACCCUGCGGCGCCACAUCUUCUUCUUCCUGCUGCAAACCUACUUCCCUGCUACUCUGAUGGUCAUGCUGUCCUGGGUGUCCUUCUGGAUCGAUCGCAGGGCCGUCCCCGCCAGGGUGCCACUAGGCAUCACCACAGUGCUGACCAUGUCCACCAUCAUCACCGGGGUCAACGCCUCCAUGCCGCGGGUCUCCUACAUCAAGGCAGUGGACAUUUACCUCUGGGUCAGUUUUGUCUUUGUCUUCCUGUCGGUGAUAGAGUACGCGGCAGUCAACUACCUCUCCACCGUACAGGAGAGGAAAGAGAGGAAGCUGAGGGAGAGACUGCCGUGUACUUGUGGCAUCGGCAAUCCAGACGAGAUGAUGAUUGACCCCCAGAUCACUGGCUAUGGGUCUAUGGAUGUCAAUACCACAGGGAAUUAUGGGAUGCCAGAGAAUGGCGGCCGCCAGGAGCGAAUCUUGGCCCAGGUGGCACUGAACGACCCGCAAAUCGCAAGCCAGGUGAAGCCGCCCAGAGGCUACGUGAACAUUUGGAUAGACACCCAUGCCAUAGACAAGUACUCGAGGGUUGUCUUUCCUGGUGCGUACAUCCUCUUUAACAUCAUCUACUGGUCCAUCUACUCGUAACACGGGAUGCCGAAGCGCACAUCACCCAUGAUGAGAGAUUCAUCCAUGAUGGGAGUUCGGCUCAUUUGUACAAGAGCAGGAAAGGUGACGUUGCAUUUGAUGCUUUUCAGACAAAGUAACUGCUCAUAAGAUGUAAGGAGACCAUUGACAGACUGGUGACCAUUGCCUUCAGGACCCAGCCACUUAAAACGGAGGUACUGACAAACAGGACCAUCAUCGUUUCUGGUUUUGUCAGUCCAUCAAAUCCAUGUGGUUUCAUGUUGUAACUGCAGUGCUGUUGAUGGAAAGACGUUUAGGUUUUGUCGUUGCCUGAGGACUUAUUGCACACCCAGAUGAACACACACAUGGACCUGUGUAAUUGUGCAGUUUAACUCAGCUACAUUUCAGUUCUCGAUGCAGUGCUUCUGACCACAUUUUCAAAACUGAAAAUGUGAACUGAAAACGGAUAUUUCACAUUGCCAGCGUACAGACAGAAUCCUUCCCCUUCGCAUACGAACUAGACUUGACAAUCAAUUGCAAACUAGUAAUCUCUAAAGGAAUAUUAUGACUUUUUGUGAAAUGUGCUUAUUUGCUUUCUGAGUUAGAUUAAAAGAUUAAUACCUAUCUCAUAUCUGUCUGGUAAAAGGCUACAGCAAACGACCAGUUAGCUUAGCUUAGCACAAAGACAGAAACAAGGGAAAACCGCUUGCCUGGCUCUGUCUGAAGGCAGCCUACCAGCACCUCUAAAGCUCAAAAAUUAACGAGUUGCAUCUCUUUAUGUAUAAAAGAGAUUUCAUGUUUGGUUAUGUGCUGACUAUUUUUUAGCCGCCCAUAAAACAACAUAUUGUUGUUUUUGCACUUCAGUUUUUGUAUGGAUUAACAAAAGAGAAAUAACACAUUAAUGACGUGAGCUGUAGACGUGGUGGUAGGUGGAUUUUCUAACUGUUACACAGAAGCAGGCUAGCUGUCUCCCUGUUUCCAGUUUUCUGCUAAGCGAAAGUAACUUCAUAUUUAGAGUUCAGAUAUGAGAAUGGUAUCAGUCCUCCUCAUGGUAAGAAAGUGGAUAAGUGUAAUUUUCCAAAAUGUUGAACUAUUACUUUAAAAAUCUGAUAAUCAGAUUAUUUGUAUUCUUAAAGUUCAAUUCCUUUUUUGCAGCAUGUUAGUAUGACUGAGUAUAUGUUCCAUUUUCUUGUGAUCUUUGUAUCAAUGCAGUUAUUUUGAUGUUAAGCUCAUUACUGCAUUGCAUUUAUGUAAUUUGACAGUUUAGGAAAAAAGCAAAGUAAUGCAGUCUAUUACAAUUACAAAUGUAAAAAUAUAUGUUUAGUAAAUCCCAAAUACUGAUAAUGAUAUUCACUUUUAUUUUUUAAAUGUCCUUAUUUUUUCUUUUUUUUUUUUAAUACAACUGAAGCUCAUCUCCUCUGUUUGGUGUUGUGAGGCUUUGAGGUUCACUGUGACCUGUUAGUUGCUAGCUUUUCGUCGUUUUCAGCUUAAAACAACUUCAUACUGUGAUAAGCAAAAGAUAUUAAUAACAUCUUUUGUUGGUUCAUAAGAAAAUGUAUUAACCAA